GGGGGAAAAUUUGAGGCAUUACGGGUUCAUAGACAAAGUUUCGAUUUUUAAUUGAAAAUCCAGGAAUAAAUGGGAAACUUCCCGCCCCUCUCAUUCGCAGUUGUGAUUGCUUUCGAGGGUUUUCAGGACGAUUCGGUUUGGUUUGGGGGUUCAGGUCUCUGAAGAAUCUUUUAUCCACACUCUAUCUUCUAUCCCUCGUUGUAGGGAGCGUCAAUCUCCGGUGGCAACUGCUCCGGCGACGGCUAGUUCUUCUCAAGUGGCUUUGUAGAUGAGUGUGGCAGAUGAUUCACCGGUGAACUCAUCCAGCAGUGAUGAUUUUGCUUCAUUUCUGGAUACAGAGUUGGAUUCUACGUCUGACACCUCUCCUGAACCUGAAGAAGAAGCCAAUGAGACAUAUCAUUCGGAUGGGAAUAGGACAAAGAGGCAGAAGAUCGAGGUGUUAGAAAGUGUCACAGACGCCAACGAUUCAACACCUCAGCACGAAACAACAAAAACAUUAGAAGCAUCAAUGAAGGAUAUAUGCACACAUCCUGGUGUUAUUGGAGGAAUGUGCAUAAAGUGUGGAGAAAAGAUGGAUAAUCAGUCUGGGGUUGCAUUUGGGUAUAUACACAAGGAUCUGAGGCUUGCUAAUGAUGAAAUUGUUAGAUUGCGUGAUAGAGAUCUAAAGAAUUUGUUCAACCAGAAAAAGCUUUGCUUGGUUCUUGAUUUAGAUCACACCUUACUUAAUUCAACUCGAUUUAUGGAUGUAACUCAAGAAGAAGGAUAUCUAAUGAACCAAAGUGAUCCUAUGCAAGAUGUAUUAAGAGGCACUUUAUUCAAAUUGGACUCCAUGCGCAUGUUGACGAAGUUAAGGCCAUUUGUUCACACUUUCCUGAAAGAAGCAAGUAAACUCUUUGAAAUGUACAUUUACACCAUGGGAGAACGUGCUUAUGCGCUAGAAAUGGCAACUCUGCUUGACCCUGGAAAGAUUUACUUUGAUUCUAGAGUGAUUGCACAAAGCGAUUGCACUCAAAGGCAUCAGAAAGGCCUUGAUGUGGUACUUGGGCAAGAAAGUGCUGUUCUAAUCCUUGAUGAUACAGAAGCAGUGUGGGUGAAGCACAAGGGGAAUCUGAUUUUGAUGGAAAGAUAUCAUUUUUUUGCUUCAAGUUGUAAACAAUUUGGCUACAGAUGUAAAUCACUUUCUGAACUGAAAAACGAUGAAAGCGAAGAUGAUGGAGCUCUUGCAACAGUUCUGCAAGUGCUCAAGCGAAUCCACAGUAUGUUCUUUGAUCCGGAACUCGGGGAGAAUUUUUCAGGCCGAGAUGUAAGGCAGGUACUGGGGACCGUUCGUAGCGAAAUCUUGAAGGGUUGUAAAAUUGUCUUCAGUCGUGUCUUCCCAACAAAAUUCCAGGCGGAAAAUCACCAUUUAUGGAAGAUGGCUGAGCGACUAGGAGCUACAUGCGCAACAGAAGUCGACCCUUCGGUGACUCAUGUGAUUUCAACAGAUAUUGGAACUGAAAAGUCUCGGUGGGCAGUUGAUCAAAAGAAAUUCUUGGUUGAACCACGAUGGUUAGAAGCUGCAAAUUAUCUGUGGCAGAGGCAACCUGAGGAGCUAUUUCCUGUGAACGAGAUUAAAAACAACAGGUGAUGUUUUCGUUUUCGCUUUGCUUACUGAUCAGAUGUUGUAGACCCUGAUGAAACCAGAUCAUUGCCUGAAGAUUAACAAAAUUUAUGAUUUUUGGCACACAGUUGAUUAGUUUUAGAGAAAAGGGAGAAGAACAUACAUUUUGCAUCAGAUUUGUGUUGUAAAAUGGAAGUUUUUGUUGUAUAGUACUAACAUUAAAUCAAAGAUGUUUUG
Cynara cardunculus var. scolymus (artichoke) is the source of this 1837-nucleotide messenger RNA. Its product is annotated as RNA polymerase II C-terminal domain phosphatase-like 4. The record is from RefSeq and is a predicted model, not a curated record. Gene Ontology annotation, cellular component: nucleus. The coding region runs from base 269 to 1627 and encodes 452 amino acids. Gene Ontology annotation, molecular function: RNA polymerase II CTD heptapeptide repeat phosphatase activity. The transcript has 9 exons. NCBI's taxonomy places the organism in Eukaryota, Viridiplantae, Streptophyta, Magnoliopsida, Asterales, Asteraceae.